ACGAAACUGAGGCCAGUCCAAAGAUACUUUCUUUUUCCUGUAAAUCAGCUGCUUUUAAUGCUGAGGAAACUCAGAUUUGGAUAGGCAGGCAAAAUGGGAGGAACAUUUUUAUUAUUUGAAGAAACAAAAAAACAGGAAAUUAGGGGGUUUAUAAGAGAGAUGCAGUCCGUCUGAUCGGAGGAGUCUGGCUCUUUUUGAAAGAGAUCAACCCCAGCCUGCCGAGAGACCUUUGAGAAUUAUUCCUUUUAUAAAAGCAAAACACAAUUUGGAUACAUCUAUGCCAUGGCAAGCAGGCAUCCCGCUUUCUCUGAUUCAAAGGGAGGGUGGGGAGUAACAGCACAUUGAGACUUGCAAAAUGCUGUUAUUACUGAAUAACCAGUCGCAAUGAAAAUAAUUCUGGCCUUUCUGUGGAGUUGAUUCCCUGGUCUGGUUUGCCUAGCGAGCCUCAAGGACAUCCGGAGAGUAGAUGCAGCAAGGCUACGCCACCCCGGAAGGACAAGAAGGUUUUUAUUGAUUUGAGUCCUGCCCCUGAGGGUGAAGAUAACCUGCGCAGAAGAAAAAGCAACUAUGGGCAAUAUAUUUCUAAAAGAUGAUGUAAGGAGAGAAUUUGAUGAUUUAAAGAGUCAUUUGAAUCAAGGCAAUAUCCCUGAAGCGGCAGCUGAAUACAGAGGAUAUUUGAAUAAAAUGCAAAAUCUGCCACUUAAUAUUGCAGUUGUUGGAAAGGCGGGUGCUGGUAAAUCCUCCUUCAUUAAUGCCUUCCGGGGCAUAAAUGAUGAUGAUGAGGAAGCAGCCGAGGUUGGUACAGUAGAGGAAAAAACAGUGCCAAAGGCACAUCCCCACCCUUCUCUUCCCAAUACAACGAUAUGGGAGCUACCGGAGAUCAGAACAUGCAAUUCUAACGCAGCUGAAUAUCUCAAGAAAGUCCAGUUUGAAAGAUAUGAUGUCUUUGUUUUGAUUGUCACUGACCGCUUUACUGAAAAUGAUGCUUUCCUGGCAAAGGAAAUACAAAGAAGGAGAAAGAAGUUUUACUUUGUGCGUAGCAAAAUCGAUAUCAGUAUGGAAGGUGAAAGGAGGAAAAGGAAUUUCAACAUGGAGCAAACCCUGGAGACCAUCAGGAAUUAUUGUGAAGAUACCUUGAAGGAGGCAGCUGAGGUCUCCACGAGAGUAUUUCUGGUAUCCAACACGCAUGCACACAUGUACGAAUUCCCUCUCCUGCGAGAGACAAUGGCCACCGAACUUCCUGAUUACAAGAAGCACCUUUUAACCCUGGCUGUGCAUGUUUUCUCAGAAAAUAAUUUGAUGAAAAAAAAGAUUUGCAUGAAUUCCUAUAUAAAGAAGUUAGCGAUAGUAUCUUGCCUUGGUGGAGCACUGCCUGUUGUGGGUCUCUCUAUAAUUUGUGAUAUUGGAAUUCUGAUAGAUGCACUGAUAUGUUUCAGGCGGGUGUUUGCCUUAGACCAGGGGUCCCUCCAUUUUCUGUCACUUCAGACAGGAAAAGGGUUUGAACAGCUGAGAUCAGGGAUCAAGAAAAAGCCCUUAGUCAAAAGAGUCAAUGCACAGCUAGUAUUUUUUCUCCUGAUGAAGUCUGCUUUCCUGGUUAUGCCAACGUUUGUGAAAUAUCUGGGGACAUGUCUUCAUGUAACUGUGUCGGUUGUAGAAUUGCCUCUUUCUUUUAUACCUGUUAUCAGGUCUGUGUUUGGUGGAAUGAGUUCAUUUGCCGUCAUGUAUUAUUUUCUGAACAAAUUUCUCAACAAUGCGGUGGAGGAUGCCCAGAAUAUUCGAGAAAAGUUUCUUAAGUGAUCAAAGUCCCUGUGAAAGGUCCAAGAAGCCGUCCAGCCCCCUUUGAAGGUGAUAAUUUCAUCCAAAUGUGGAGGAAAAAUAUUAAUAUACUUCAAUGCUUUAUUACAACUUUCUUUUUGCUUGCUGGUUAUUCUCUGAUUGAAGUAUGUGCUUGAUCAGCCAAGGGGCAAAUAGGUCUCUUUGCUUGCAAAUGUCUCCAUGAGAAAUUAUAAACUAAAUUUUUAUCUA
This is a messenger RNA of Crotalus tigris (Tiger rattlesnake), 2025 nucleotides long. Its product is annotated as interferon-inducible GTPase 5-like. Lineage: Eukaryota; Metazoa; Chordata; Lepidosauria; Squamata; Viperidae. The coding region runs from base 568 to 1797 and encodes 409 amino acids. The record is from RefSeq and is a predicted model, not a curated record. Gene Ontology annotation, molecular function: GTP binding; GTPase activity. The transcript has 3 exons. Gene Ontology annotation, cellular component: membrane.